AUGAUGUUCCCUAGUGCACUUGCGCCUCCCGCUAUAUGCUCCAGUCUACUUCGACCUCCGGCGGCUCUCUCUCUGCCUCAGUCCUUGCAUUCAGCUUUCUCCGCCCACUCGAGCUUUUUGGUGGAGGACCUGUUGCGGAUCAGCCGGCCAGUGAGCUACUUGCACCGGAUGAUUCCCUCACCCAGCGUGUCUUCCCUGGCACCAGGAGCCACCACGCUGACCUGCAGUCAUCACACUCACCAGGCUGUCAUCUCCACUUUAGCACAGACAAGAACGGGUUCUCCUCAAACCGCACUCUCCAUCAACCACGACCCUAACUAUCUGAAGUUUGGAGUUAAUGCCAUCCUAGCACCAUCAACGAGAAACGGUAAGAUUAUUGUGAAAGUAUAGGCUAAUGUAAACUUUGUUAGAGUGAAUUUUGCCUAAACAGGCCACCUGUUAUGCAGGGCUUUGAAUGUAUGCAAUGCAUGGAGAUUAUAUAUAUUUUGUCUAUAUGAUUUAACAAAACGAAAUGACAGUCAAUUAAUGUAAAUGUUUCUUUCAUUUUUAAUCACAGCAUCCUCUCCACGUUCAAUGCAUCAUGCCAUGCACGCAAAAGCCUUCCCUCUGCCAUAUUUUGACGGAUCGUUUCAUCCCUUCCUUAGAGCAUCAUAUUUUCCAGGUAAAUCCACUUAACCCUGUCAUGCCCAUGUAUUCAGCUGAUGUUGUUGCACCUAAUAACAAUCUGCCUUUAUUAGUUGAACCUAAGGGGAAUACAAUCAUUAGUUCAGAGGUUGGAAGUCGUAGAACGUCUUGGAAUCAGUCUCGCCAAUUUGAUGCCCUAUUUAGCAGUGCUGACAUUUUGCAUCAGUUCCCCUAAUCUACAAAUUAGCCGGAAUUGUCAUGGUCUAAAUUUGAGGCGGAUCCCCUCUCACAAGGAAGCUGCUGACGUCUCUUCAUUGCUUUUUUUCCCACCGAGCCAGUGAAUUUAGCUACUGAUAACUCACAAAGCUUUCAGCACCAUGACCAAUUGGUCAGCUCCCUCCGGGCAGCCACACAGAGACCCAGCGUUGACUUAAACAUGCUGUUGAUAGGCAUUUACCAGUCAUGGACUAAUUCCCCAUUAGGGGCUAUUCAAUAUUUCAAUAUUCUCACAAGACCACAUAGAGUGUUGUGCAUGUUUAUGGAUAGUGCUGUUAUGAGAAAUCUAAAGUUAGCAAACAAUAAAUAGCACAGGAUCCUGAACUAAUGCAAUUACAAUGUAAUGAUAGGCUAGCUAAUGCUUCAAUGCUAGCUGUUAAAUAUUUCAACAUUAAGAAUACGUUUAUUAUUUCCCACACAGUUAUAGUGAAUUCACAUAUCCUUUGGCUUUCGAAUAGCCAACAAUAAAGAUAGUGAUAAGAAUAAUCUAAAAUUGCUAUGCUAUAUGGUACAGAUCUGGGUUUAGACGGCUUCCUUUGAGAGCAAUAAAACAACUUCAGCCUUAUGAAUAGCUUUUUGUGUUAAUUUAAUGAAAAUUAUGGGUCAGAAAUAGGGCCCAGCCAUCAGUAGGCUAUUCUCCUGGGCCCAAUUUCCCAAAAGCAUGUUAAGGCUUAAGUUCAUCGUUAGAACUUUCGUAGGAGCAUCGCAAAGGGCUCUAUUCAAUCCGUUUCACGGAAGUUCAGCGUUACAGCUUGAUUGAAAUUUAAAGGCAAUGUUCCCGUGAUAGUCAAGACUGCAUUCAGGUAAAUGCUGCAUAUGUCGGCUCAAUAGGAAAUUACUUUUAAAUGUAGCCUAUAUCGCGCAAUCUGUAACGCUUCAGCUAUACAGAUUGAAUAGAGACCUACAUCUCUGAGCUGUUUCCCAAAACCAUCAUUAUAGUUUUGGGAAACUAAAGUUGCAAUUGAAAACGCUCGUUAUUUACCGACUGCCUCAGACCACGUAGAACAGCUAAGAGCGUCACUUUAUACACAGAGGAUCUCCACUAAACAUAUAAUCAAGAUGUGUAGGCCCUAUCUGUCUCUCUGUGACCGCAGAUAACUUCAGAACGAAGUUGCCUACAAAUACAAAGUUGCCAAUGUCUUUGCAGUUGUUACAAACACGCGUAGGAUAAAAAUAGGCUUAAAAUGAAAACCGAGAUGACCGCAUUCAAAUAUAAAUACAGUAGGAUACAUAGGCCUAUAUUUUUCAAUCAUGGGCUAUUGAAAUCAAUGUCAUGUUCAAUCAAUGUAGUUAUUUUUUGCUAAUUGUAGGCUACUGUAUCCUAGGCCAUGUAAUUUCUGCCUCAAUAUAUUUCAUGAUGUGUAACAACAUGUGCGCAAUGAUGUGUGAAAGAAUGAAAAAUGUAUGCACUCACUAACUGUAAGUCGCUCUGGAUAAGAGCGUCUGCUAAAUGACUAAAAUGUAAAAUGUAAUGUGCCAAAUCUGUGAUUUGCGGGUAAGCCAUUAGGAAUCGCUAUUAGGAAACCGGGCCCAGAUGAUCUAGGCAUGCGGUUGUGUUUAGUUUGAAAGUGUAAAUCUCUUUAAUGGCAGUAAUAUAUGGCUUUAGUGGCCUGUCCUAAGCCUCUUUCAGUUAGUUCAUUACUACACAAUUACCAUUCACGCUUCAUCAGCCCCUCUAUCUUUCAUUGGGGCUUUCGAAAGGGAUACUCUGCCUUUUUACCAUACCAAUGCUAUAAGGGACCAAGCAAUGUGCUAAUUAGCUGCUUCGUGCCAAUUCAUUCAAACGGACUGCAUUUAAGAACUUAAGAACAAAAAACCCGUCAAUAUUUAUAGACUUCGAGAGACUUUGCUUUAGACUACGAAAUAAUUCGCUUUUAUGCACGUUUAUCCCUCCACCCACUCCCUGAAAAAAAGAAGGCUAGGCUAUGUUGUUAAGCUAGGCUACUUUGUUAGCCUAUGUGUGCAUUUUCUGGAAUGAAAUGAUGCAAUGCUAAUUGUAUGUUUUUUUUCUUUACUUUUAGCAUCCUCUUCAGUGGUUCCUAUCCCCGGUACCUUUUCAUGGCCGCUGGCUGCAAGAGGAAAGCCCAGGAGGGGGAUGCUACGACGGGCAGUGUUCUCUGAUGUCCAGCGCAAAGCCCUGGAGAAAAUGUUCCAGAAACAGAAAUACAUCAGCAAACCAGACAGAAAGAAGCUGGCUGCAAAACUUGGGCUUAAAGACUCACAGGUAAAAAAUAAUAAAACCAAAAUACAUAAACAACCAGUAGACUAAGUGAAUAAGACCAAUAGGCACACAUCAAUGUAAAACAUAAUCUUUAUGUAUAUUUUGAUUACUGGCAUGUUAUAAUAUUGUUAUUAGAAUCAACCAUGAUUAGAUAUCCUUAUAAUAUUUAAUGUAUUUUUCAAGGUGAAAAUAUGGUUCCAAAACCGAAGAAUGAAAUGGCGCAAUUGCAAAGAGAGGGAGUUGUUGUCGUCCGGAGGUUGCCGGGAGCAAACCCUUCCAACUAAAAUGAACCCCCACCCGGACCUCAGUGACGUCGGGAAAAAGUCUUGCGAGGAGGAGGUAGACGCGUUCAGCCCGCGCGCGACCUUCUGCCGCUCUCAAUCAGAGCGCGAACUUUUGAACAGUGUGGAGUCGCACCUCUCUUCGCCUUGCAACUCCAGCAAGCACUCCGACUUCUCAGAAUCAGAGGAGGAAGAGAUUACAGUGUCUUAA
Messenger RNA from Coregonus sp. 'balchen', 3613 nucleotides. NCBI's taxonomy places the organism in Eukaryota, Metazoa, Chordata, Actinopteri, Salmoniformes, Salmonidae. The record is from the annotation of a GenBank genome assembly.